AUGUCGCUAUCCAUCGACCUCUCAGAAGUGCUGACGGAUGAAGAGAUUCAGCUGUUGAGUCGACCAUUAGGAGGGCAGGAGGAGCCUUUCGACUGGCAACGUUUAUGGGAUACUAAGGGUGUUGACUGGCAGUACGACGCUUAUGCCUGUAGAGGUGCUUGGUGGAUUGGAGCCAGGGAUCGUGACCAUCUAGAAGAAAGCGAAGCACGCCUCCGCGCUGACUGGAUCAACCGGAUUGCUAAGCGACGAGCUCGUUCGACAGGUCAGGGAAGACAAAUUGAAAUCGAAAGGUGUAGAAAGACGAGAGACAGGAGAAAAGAGCAGGGAAAGCUGCAAAGACCAGCAACAUACUCACAACUUGAACUGAGCUCCUUACAACUUUCAGGCAACAGCAAUGAAGCUACAAGUGCAGAGGACACUAUAGACGCAUGGGUUGGGAACACCAUCAGCUCGAUAUCUAGCAGCAACUCUUUCACGACUGACUCAUUUGGCCGGGUCACUGCAAUGCAACAAAGGGAAGAGUGUCUGUUGGAAGAGCAAGACAUAGAAAAGCUCAAAAGACCAGUGCUACAGAAAUCACAAACUGCCCCCUUCCGGUGGCAAAUUUACUCAUUUCCGCAAGCCACUUUCAGCCGUGGCAACUACAAGUUUUGUUCUUGUGGUCAUGACUACUACCUCAAAGCUCCGCCAUCAUGCCUCGACAAUAUUGAGAAGGAAAGACACAAGAUAAUCCAUGGUUGGGUUACAAGGCAAAUGUGUCAGGAGAUGCCCUGGCUCCGAAAUCCCAUUGCCGCUCAUCUCAUUUCGACGUUUAUUGCAAGAAACGGCCAAUGUUGGACAGAACGCUAUGAUACGAGCGGGGAGCGCCGCAAACACAAUAAUAGACUAGCCAACAGGACACUACGCAAGAAACAACCGACAAGGGAAACCCAUAUUGAGCCGGCUGAAUCACGGGGACAGAAGAGACAGACCGGUGUCCUAUCGAUAUCGUCGCAGUCCAACAAAGAUCUUCUAGACCCACAGGAGAACGGAACGUCCUCUAUGAUACUAUUGGAGCUGUCCAGAGACCAAGAAGAGACAGUCCCGUUCCCGCUUUUUGGGACGAAUGAAGAAAGGGCUUUUGAAUCACAGAAUGAUGAUUUUUCUGCUAUCUACCCUAUGUCGGCCUCUUAUGCUCUAUUGCAAAACACUGAAAAUGGGCCAGUACCCCAAAAUUGGGCUCUUCAGUCCUACGAUGCUGCUGCCACAGCACCUAUACUUUCGUGUUCACAGCCUACAGACGUAGGUGAAGUAAUGCUACCGGAACCAGACAUGUCUGUACCAAGUCAACGCUAUCAUACCGAAAGUCAAUGGGUGGGAUCUUUGGAUCCGUCCCUGCACUGCUCCACUGAACGUCCUGUAUCCACGGUCGAGGCUUUGCAUCCAGAGUCUCACCGAUCGCGCUUACCCUCCAGUGGAUCAAUAGCUCAAGCAGGGGGGAAACUCGGUAACCUGUUUGGAAGAACUAGCUUAACAAUCGAUCCAUAUCGAUUGAUAUGGAGAAAUGGCGUCAUAAGGAUGUAUAUCUGGAUUUGCGAGGUCGCUUUAUGCAUGCUAGUACGGUCAUUCCAAAGCGUUGAGAAGCAAAACGACGCGGCCCAGUUCCCGCGUGUUUCACUUGGUGAAAGGAAGGCGGCACCGAUCCCAAGGAAGCGCGAGUCCAAGCUUCUCAAGCUCGCUGGGAGGAUUGACUACAGUCUGCGUUCUGACUUCUUAUACUUUAUCAAUGUUAUCGACAUGUCUUACACAUAUGAGCAUCUUCGAAGAUCGCCAUGCCUUCCCUCCAUCCCCCCUCGAGUCCCCCGCCUUCCUCCGCCACCAUGUCAAAGCAGAGAACUUCCGUACAGCCGAGCGGUAGUUGAUAAGCUGCUUGAAAGACCGGCACGCGAUGAUAACGGCAGGAAAUUUCCCUUCAAAAACUUUCUGUUAUACCGAGAUCACAAGCCAAACUUCGAGGUCUGCCGUGAUUGUUGUGUCAAUUGGUGGGAACCAGCAGGGAAGGGUUGUCGUGACGAGGUCAAGCUGUUCAGGCAUAAGCAUCUAAGCAAACUUGUCGAGAUAGAAAUGCGUAAAGAAUUUCCUGACCUAGAGACUCUGCCGCACCUUUAUGUACCGUUCGUUCAGAAUCGCGGAGAGGACUGGGUGGUCCAAAAAGGACGGCUCAUUCCUUCUCAGGAGCAGAAAAUGGCACGUCAGCAUGACUUCAACAUAUUUCAGAGAAAACAACGGCAACGUAUUCGCGACUCUAAGCUUGCCGAAAGCUUGGACCCUUCGAUGACAGAGACUGACGAGUCAAGUCAAUUUGGAGUCUCUCCCUCGAGCUCAGAAGGGACGAAACCGUCUUACGGCCAGGUAUUCAUCUGCGGGCUACCUUCAUCUGCUAUCGACAAAGCCUGGACUGGCAGUGAUGCAAACCUCACAACGUUGAGUGCACUAUGUUCUCCCAAAUCCUCCGACACCGGCAAUACCUCGACCCUAUCCCAGUCGUCACCAGCAGACUUUCAUUCCGAUCUGUCAUUUGGCCAUCUUACCGCCCAGACGACCGCAUCAUCUCAAACAGCGAUAGCGGAAGAUCCUGAUCCGGAAGCAAGGGAGUGGUCUCUGAAAGUCACCGAACAUCCUUGGCUGGGGGGUCUGGUCUAG
Messenger RNA from Filobasidium floriforme, 2682 nucleotides. RefSeq lists its product as uncharacterized. The transcript has 12 exons. The coding region runs from base 1 to 2682 and encodes 893 amino acids. NCBI's taxonomy places the organism in Eukaryota, Fungi, Basidiomycota, Tremellomycetes, Filobasidiales, Filobasidiaceae. The record is from RefSeq and is a predicted model, not a curated record.